Triticum dicoccoides is the source of this 1241-nucleotide messenger RNA. RefSeq lists its product as uncharacterized. NCBI's taxonomy places the organism in Eukaryota, Viridiplantae, Streptophyta, Magnoliopsida, Poales, Poaceae. The transcript is spliced from 5 exons. Bases 490 to 843 code for a protein of 117 amino acids. The record is from RefSeq and is a predicted model, not a curated record.
AAAAAAAACAUCCGCCGUCGCUCGCUCCUUCCUUCCUCACCCUAGCCCCAAUCCACAGCCCCACGCCCCUCGCUCCUUCCUUCCUCACCCGCCGCCGCUCCCUCCCACCUCCUCCUCCUCCUACCCCUUCUGCGCCCUAGGAUCCCCGCCGCCGCCCUGCUGCUACUCCUCCACCGGCCCGCCCUGCUGCGUCGCGAGCCCCUAGAAUCGACAAGCAAGCGCCCCGCCGCCGCCGCCGCAGGCGCACGACAAACCGCCGGUGCACGCACACUUGAAGCAUUGUAUAACAUCGAACACAUGAGAGAUGAACUUCUCAGGCGGCCGGCUUAAUCGGAGUGAGGCGAUGCUUGCCUUGCUGAUCGAUUCAGGUCUCCUCCCAUGCAGAUAUAGGCUCCUUGCUGCGGUGCUGGAGAGACGCGCAGGAGCAUGGAGUGGUUUGGCUGUUAGAUCCAUCGCCAACUCGAGCGAACACCAUACUGGGCAGGUGCCAUGGUGGCCGGUGCUUGCGUGGCGGGCAGCAGCCUCUGGCUGCUGAUCGUCAGCGUCAUAGGAGCCCCCUCACUCCAGUGCAUGUUUGCUUCAAUAUUGUUUGGAAGUGCAGACCGCUCACUGAGGAUGAAUUUUUUCCUGCCAUUGAAGAGAACUACUAUAUCUCAAAGAAGUUCUACUUCGACCUUUCCUACCAGCAGUGUGUGCGCAUGCUCAACAGUCGAUGUUAAGAAGCGCUUCCUUCAUGAGCUUAGUUUGAUUUGGCCCGGUUUUGAUGCCUCUGCAGUGUGUGCGCAUGCUCAACAGCAUGCCGAAGCAGGCGAUGUGUCAUGUCCCGCGCGGCAGCCUCCCUGAUCCGCCUCGGCACCCACAUCAAGUCCUCUCGGUCUACCUCCUCCAUCAUGUAGCAUGGCUUUGAGCGGCCAGGUGUCCCAGAUUGACAGCGACGGCGGCAUGAGGGUGUGAUAAAAUAAUAAUUAGCAGUAACAUGAACUAAUAUGAUGUUUAGCACCAGGGGUAACUUUAUGCAAUCACACUUAGUAAGUAGCAUUUUCUGUUGCUCUAUGAUUUUUAUGUGGGUAAUGGUGAUCUCUAUACAAACUAUAGAUGAUGUUAAAGUACAUGUCACACUGAAAAAGAACAUGCCUGAGAUAAGGCCAUGGAACCUUCAUUUGGUGCAUACUAGGGACAAGAAAUGCUAUGCUAUAAAAGGUUUUUGAGCAGAGGUACUAGCAGUUGGAUGCUCCAUGCCA